UCUCUACACAGCAUGUGAUACCGUGUAUAGUCACACCACCUGAAUCCUAUUUUAAAAAGCGAAAGUACAUCCCGUAACAUAUGGAGAAAUUCCGAGAACUGCCGAUGACGUGCCAAGGUCGGUAUCGCUUGGUACUGACAGGGAAGUGAAUCGUCUGACUGGUCGGGUGGUACACUGAAGAAGACGUCGCCAUAUACAGUGACGAUACACCUAUACAACUGUACAAACGGGUGGUGAGUAAUGAUGAUAUGAGCGGUUAAUCAAGGCUUUCCUGUCACCAUGGCGUCAUAUUUAGAGGAAAAAGACAGUGAAAAGAUGAUAGUAGCCGCCAUUGAUUUCGGCACUACCUAUUCCGGAUAUGCUUUCGCAUUCCGAAACGACUACGCGAACGACGCACUCCGGAUCCAAGGAAAUACCUGGAAUAGUGGAUCUCGAGUUGGUGUAUCUCUUAAAACCCCAACAUGUGCACUCUUCACUCCAGAGCAGAAAUUUCACUCAUUUGGAUUCGACGCCGAGGACAAGUAUGCAGACUUGGCCAUUGACGACGAGCAUCAUGACUGGUACUACUUCCGGCGGUUCAAAAUGAUGCUGUAUAACAACCCACACAUUUCCCGUCAGUCCACAAUUGAGGAUGACAAAGGUAAACAUAUGAACGCGUUGGAGGUAUUCUCGGCUAUCAUCUUUUACCUAAGAGAACACAUGCUUCGCGCAAUGCACGCGCGAUCGAUCAGUGAAGGUGUCCAGGACGACGAAGUUCACUGGGUCCUUACUGUGCCAGCCAUCUGGUCGGACCAGGCGAAGCAGUUCAUGAGGGAGGCGGCCAAGAAGGCAGGCAUCAGAUCUGACCAGCUCGACAUCGCUCUGGAGCCAGAGGCAGCAUCGAUAUAUUGCAAGCACAUUCCCGUAGGAAAGCGGGGGCAGGAACUAUGUCAGGCAGGCGAGGAUAUUGCCGGCCUGGAAGCCAUCUGUCCUGGCACGAAGUAUUUGGUAUUAGACGCAGGAGGCGGCACCAUAGAUAUCACUGUCCAGGAGGUUCAGGGGGACGGGUCGCUUCACCAGGUCUACAUGGCAAACGGGGGAGACUGGGGAGGCACCAAAGUAGACGAGGCGUACGAGGAGUUCCUCAUAGAGCUGGUUGGCCCUCAGGUAUGGGACAGAUUCAAAAUGGAAAACAGAGAUUCCUACCUUGACAUCGUUCGCGAAUUUGAAAUUAAGAAACGCACCAUCACGCCCGAAAUUGACCAGAAGAUCACGUUUAAAGUUCCGAUUGCCCUGAAUGAGGUGUAUCAGGAUAUGAGAGGGCAAGAACUGCGUCUAUCGGUAUCGGAAGGACGUCGAGGCAGGAAAAUGGCAUGGAUUGGGGACAAGUUGAGAGUGGAUGCCUCUGAAGCAAAGAAACUGUUCGAAACUGCUUGUGAAGCAAUUGUAGAACACGUCGAACGGAUAUUUGAGCAAGAAGACGCGGCUGGAACGUCCAUUAUCCUGAUGGUUGGAGGGUUUUCAGAGUCACCAAUGCUACGACACGCCGUCAGGGAGAGAUUCGGUAGCAGGAAGAGAAUUAUCAUUCCACAGGAUGCUGGUCUCUCUGUCCUGAAGGGGGCAGUUCUCUUCGGGUUCGACACCAGAGUCAUAUCUACCCGUGUAAUGAAACACACUUAUGGUAUACAGGUAGCAGAGAAGUUUAGACAAGGGGACCCAGAGAGUCAAAAAUCAGUUGUGAAAGGAAUCGUGUAUUGCGAUGAUAAAUUUAGCAAUCACGUUGCUAGGGGACAGUCUGUUAAUAUAGGGGAAGCAACCGAGUACCACGACUAUGUUCCAUUGACAGAUGAGCAAACGCAGCUGGCCUUCAAGGUGUUUACAUCAGAAGGAGCCGAACCAAAGUACUGUGAGACAGAGAAUUGCACUUACAUCGGUAAGAUGUUGGUGGACCUCCCUAUGAACUUCCCUCAAACAGACCGUGGUGUAUCUGUGAGACUAAGGUUUGGGGGAACGGAACUUUCCGUGGAGGCAUAUGUAAAGAAAACAGAGCAAAAAACAAAUGCACAAUUCGAUCUCUUGGAGUGAUCCUUGUCUUUUUGUCUUCACAAAUGUAACGUUAUACUUUGACAAAUCAAAUGAAAGAUUAUUACUAUGUGGUACAGGUCCAUGCUUGUUGGUGUUGUUGCUACAAAACUCCAUCAGUAUGACAUUGGCUCAAUCUAACAAUUAUUGUGGUGUACAAAAUUCAGUACAGAAUUGGUGUAAGAAAGCACCUACAUGUAUUUAAAAUAUAUAUCCAAUCGAUGCAGAAGGGGUAAAUUAAACAAUUUUACUGAAUUAAAUGGUCAUUUUGUCCAAUUAGGACCAAUAAGAGUUACGCAAGCAAGGCACCAAACUCAUCGUGCUCACAUUGUUCGCACAUCAUUCACACAUAGUGUGCAUCACUGGACGAUUUAAUAAUCGAUCAUCCCGUCGUGCGAUAAAGCGCGCACAUAUGUGGGAUAUGGUAAGAUGUGCUGAUCAAUGUAACGGAAUAAAAGAUUCCGGAAGUUACGAGUAAUAUUAAAGUUAAAAUGAUGAAAACCUAUAGAAGAAGUUUUCCGAAACACACAGCAAAAAUGCAAAAGGAGAACCGUUUAAUACACAUUCCAUGUAGAACGUGACAGGAAUGCCUGUUUGUUGUCACAAAUAACAUUUUAUCUAGGAUCUGCACAUCAUGUUCGUUUGUAUUAGGAAUGUCUGUACUUCUUUAACGCCUUCACCAUACAUAUUCAAAUUCAGCGUGUGUUGUAAGAAUUUAGCCUUUUAUGAUUAUCCUAUUUAACGUGAUGAUGUGAAUUGUAAGAGCUCAUCUUGUUUUAAGGAAAUAAAUUGUAAUAUUAUAUUUCCCACUAAUUUUGUAAAUUG
Mizuhopecten yessoensis (Yesso scallop) is the source of this 2886-nucleotide messenger RNA. RefSeq names its product heat shock 70 kDa protein 12A-like. The transcript has 5 exons. The coding region runs from base 280 to 2064 and encodes 594 amino acids. The record is from RefSeq and is a predicted model, not a curated record. Gene Ontology annotation, molecular function: ATP-dependent protein folding chaperone; ATP binding. NCBI's taxonomy places the organism in Eukaryota, Metazoa, Mollusca, Bivalvia, Pectinida, Pectinidae.